AUUGCUUCCUGGUGUCAGAGGACACGCACAAGAUGGCCGCCACCUGCGGACAUUGAAAGUUGUUAUUCUUUAGUGUCAAUGUGACACAUUUGGACUUGUUCUACUUUCUGAAGCGGCUGACAACCGGCGGUGAUGGCGGCGAUGUUCCGAAGCGUGCGAGUUGCACGGCUGCUAGCGCCUGGAAGGACCGCGCUGGUGGAAGCGCAACGCGGACGAAAGUCGCGCACCGACCCGGUGGCCAAAUCCAAGCUGGGGCGAAUCAAAGUACCACCGCCGGUGGACCCGGUGGAGAUGGUCGUGCUGCGGGAGAGAUACACCGACUACAAGCUCAUCAUGAGGGCGCUGCGUGUGGAGUUCAAGGAGGAGGUGCUAAGGAGGAAGUACGAGGAGGAGACGGGUUCCAUGGCGGAGGAGCGAGCACGGCAGGAGGCUGAGGAACACAGCAAUCUGAUGGACUUCAACCGUCAAGAGAACCUGCGCUUGCUCCAACUUCGACUUUUGAGGAUCCAGAAGGAAACGGAAGAGGCUGAACGCAAGAAGCUAGAAGAAGCUCUUCAGCAAGAAGAGCAACAGCAAGAAUUCGUCAGGCAGAAAGAAGAUGAAAUUGUGCAGCUGCAGGAAGAGGCAAAGAACUUCAUCACGUUGGACAACUUGGACCAACGCAUUGAGGAAGCUCUGGACAACCCCAAGAAUUACAACUUUGCUGUGGAUAAGGAAGGUCGAGUCGUUAAACAGACGGUGUUGCGGUGACAAUUUUGGACAAGAAAGACAUUUGCAAGGAUCACCCAUCAAAAAGUUAGUUUACAACCACUUCUUGAUGGCUGGCUUUUCUUGACCACAUUUGUGAUAGUCAUUUUCAAUGUCAUGCCAAUAAAGGGUGAAAAGGA
Messenger RNA from Syngnathus typhle (broad-nosed pipefish), 887 nucleotides. RefSeq names its product mitochondrial ribosomal protein S26 (gene mrps26). The transcript is spliced from 4 exons. Gene Ontology annotation, cellular component: mitochondrial small ribosomal subunit. Bases 133 to 750 code for a protein of 205 amino acids. The record is from RefSeq and is a predicted model, not a curated record. Lineage: Eukaryota; Metazoa; Chordata; Actinopteri; Syngnathiformes; Syngnathidae.